UGUAUGUUUGCUUCGAGGCCAGCGGCUUGAGAGAGAAAGAGAGAGAGAUUGGCAUUAAUUGAUACUUUUCCCUUUGAGAAUUGCACAGAUUUAUGUCAUGAUAAGAGUUUCAAGCGAUCUUUGUGGUUUUCUAGUCCAAUGCUUGCUCAAGGUGAAACCAGAAACUCAGGAUGCAGCCACAAUGUCACUGACAGAUAUCUGUGUGGCCCUUGCAUAGAUACCUUCACUAAAGGAGAGCCCAUGACUUCCUGUGGCAGGCUGUUCCACGGUUAAAGAGCUUGCACUACUAGGUUAUCCUGAUGUUUAACUGAAAUCCACAUCCUUUGCGAUUCCACUCACAGUUUCUAGUCCUGCUCUCUGGAGCAAGAAGAGACACAUACCUUUUUUUUAACAGGAUAGUCCUUCAGCUAUUGGAAAACUGCUAUCAUCUAUCCCUUUAAUCUCUUCUGUGGUCAUUUUACACUACAUAGACUGUCAUCCCCAAACAUUGGUCCUUUCCAUUGAUAGGAGCAUGAAGUUUGUAUCCUCAAGUUUGAAGAGCACCAGUUAAGGAAGACUGAAGGAAUUUGAUUGUAUAAAACUGCAUAGCCAAUGUUUUUUUCAAAGUUUCCCUGCCUUUAACAAUUUUGCUACUCAAUUUCUACAUGAAGAACAGCUCAUUUUCUUUGACAUCUAGUCUGAUUUUAUACUGUACUGUGUUUUCUUUCACAGAGGAUGGAUUUGGUUACCGAUACUUAGAAAAUAUGCUUCUGCAACAGGCCGACAUAAUAUCGAGAAGAUCCUUGUGGCCAAUCGAGGUGAAAUAGCAUGUAGAGUUAUGCGGACAGCGAGAAAGAUGGGUGUGAAAUCUGUAGCAGUUUACAGUGAAGCUGACCGGAAUUCAAUGCAUGUAGCAAUGGCAGAUGAAGCAUAUUGUAUCGGUCCAGCACCAUCUCAGCAGAGCUACUUAGCCAUGGAGAAAAUAAUGCAAGUGGCCAGAAAAUCAUCAGCACAGGCCAUCCAUCCAGGCUAUGGCUUCCUGUCAGAAAACACAGAAUUUGCAGAGCUCUGCAGUCGAGAAGGAAUCAUUUUUAUAGGUCCUCCAUCAUCGGCUAUCAGAGACAUGGGCAUUAAAAGUACUUCCAAGGCUAUAAUGUCUGCUGCUGGUGUUCCUGUUGUUGAAGGUUAUCAUGGUGAAGAUCAGUCAGACAGCUGCUUGGAGGAGCAAGCCAGAAGGAUAGGUUAUCCAGUCAUGAUCAAAGCAGUACGUGGAGGUGGAGGGAAGGGGAUGAGAAUUGCCUUCUCAGAAAAAGAGUUUCGGGAACAAUUAGAAUCAGCCAGGAGGGAAGCAAAGAAAUCUUUCAAUGAUGAUGCUAUGCUAAUAGAAAAGUUUGUUGAUAAUCCAAGGCAUGUAGAAGUACAGGUAUUUGGAGACACACUUGGCAAUGCAGUCUAUCUGUUUGAAAGAGACUGUAGUGUACAGAGAAGGCAUCAGAAAAUAAUUGAAGAAGCGCCAGGGCCAGGAAUUACACCUGAAGUGAGAAGAAAGCUUGGAGAGGCGGCCGUUAAGGCUGCUAAAGCUGUAAACUAUGUUGGAGCAGGAACAGUGGAAUUUAUAAUGGAUAGUCAACAUAAUUUCUAUUUCAUGGAAAUGAACACCAGGCUGCAAGUGGAGCACCCAGUUACGGAGAUGAUCACAGGGACUGACUUGGUAGAAUGGCAGCUUAAGAUUGCUGCAGGAGAUAAGAUUCCUUUGUCUCAAGAAGAGAUACAGCUCAAGGGACAUUCGUUUGAAGCUAGGAUCUAUGCUGAGGAUCCAAACAACAAUUUUAUGCCAGGGGCUGGACCCUUGCUGUAUUUGUCCACACCACCCUCUGAUAGCUGCACCAGGAUAGAAACUGGGGUAAGACAAGGGGAUGAGGUUUCUAUACACUAUGACCCAAUGAUUGCUAAGCUAGUUGUUUGGUCAGAGGAUCGCCAAGCAGCAUUAAGGAAAUUAAGAUAUUGCCUUCAACAAUAUAAUAUCGUAGGGCUAAGUACGAAUGUUGACUUCUUGCUGAAUCUCUCGGGCCACCCAGAGUUUGCAGCUGGAAGGAUUCACACCAACUUCAUCCCUCAGCAUUAUGAUGAACUCUUUCCAUCUAAAGAGGCGCUAUCACAUGUGGCUUUGUGUCAGGCAGCUCUUGGGCUCAUAAUGAGAGAGAAAAUGAUGACGGACACUUUUAGGAUUCAGUCAGGAGAUAAGUUCUCUCCAUUUUCAUCCAGCAGUGGGAGAAGAAUAAAUAUAUCCUAUGUCAGGAACCUGACUCUUCUAGAUGGUAAAAAUAGUGUUGAUAUAGCUAUAACAUACAAUCAUGAUGGUUCAUAUAACAUGCAGAUACAAGAUCAAUCAUACCAUGUUUCUGGAUGCCUUUCAAGUGAUGGUGAUUCAGAUUACAUAAGAUGUUCAGUAAAUGGAGUUGUUCAUAAAUCCAAACUGAUCAUUUUGGAUGAUGCUAUUUACCUCUUCUCGCCGGAAGGUAGGGACCAGAUUGGUCUUCCAGUGCCAAAAUACUUAUCUGGAGUGAGUGGGACAGGAGAGCAGGGUGGCGCUGUGGCUCCUAUGACAGGGACAAUAGAAAAGGUGUUUGUGAAAGCUGGAGAUAAAGUCCAGGCUGGAGACCCGCUCAUGGUUAUGAUAGCUAUGAAAAUGGAGCAGAUAUGAUACCCUGGCUGCUUGGGAGAAGCACCACAGCACCCAUUUCUCACGGUGUAAUAGAUAACCCACAUUUCUUAUUCAAGGCUUUCCUUCCCAGUUGUCCUUGUUUCAUACUGCAGAUAACUGUGAGUAGGUGAUGUGUUGCCAAGAAGUGGACAUAUUCUUAUCUGUUGGAAUGAUUGCAGUAGCUUGGUGCUAUGCAAAUGGAAAACUGUUGACUAGUUCAGGAUCUCCUUC
This is a messenger RNA of Pogona vitticeps (central bearded dragon), 2914 nucleotides long. Lineage: Eukaryota; Metazoa; Chordata; Lepidosauria; Squamata; Agamidae. The record is from RefSeq and is a predicted model, not a curated record.